CUGUCAAGCAGGCCUCACCAGACUUGUGAAAAGAGGCGGCCCGAGCGCCUCGGCCCACCAGUUCGACCGUCCAGCUCUACCAGGCCAGCCGGCGUCCAGUCCCAGAGAGCGUGCGAGGACCCCGCAGGAGCGCGAGCGACGACGGGGGUCACCGAGGCGUUCUGUCCUCACGCCGUCAAGAGGAUCUUCAUCGACUUUUUUUCAAGUGCGAUCAUGGACCAGCCGGCCAGCAGCUGCAUGAGGAGCGCCCACCCCAGCAGCCCCAUCUGGGGGUGCAUGAGGAACCCUCACUCGGGUGUCCCGGGCGCCAACUUGCAGUCGCCCUACCAGCAGGCCCCUUUCUCGCUGCACCAGAAGCCCGAGUUCCUGGCCUACACGGACUUCUCCGGCUCCUGCCUGGUGCCGCACGCCGCCGCGUACCCGCGCGAUGACAGACUCUACCCGGACAGCCAGGGUGGCUACCAGAGGCCCGACUGGCACUUCAACCCAUGCGAGACGCGGGGUCGGGCCCCCGAAGCCUGCCCGCCCGUGGUCGCCCCCGCCGCCGUGGGGGAGGGCGCAGGUGCGAGACCCGAGCUGGACAGUGCGGGGGCCGAGAGGCUUCCGGGCGCCUUGCCCGGGUGCCCCGAGGGGGAAUACUCUCCUCAGAGCGUGGCGUCGCCUGACUCCGACAAGAAGAGCGGCGGCAAGCGGAAGAGAGAUGUCACAGACACGCCAGAGUCGGUCUGCAAGGCGGACGCUAACUGCAAAGCCCGGAAGGAGCGCACGGCCUUCACCAAGGAGCAGUUGAGGGAGCUGGAGGCCGAGUUCACUCACCACAAUUACCUGACCAGGCUGCGCCGCUACGAGAUCGCCGUCAACCUGGACCUCACAGAGAGACAGGUGAAAGUCUGGUUCCAGAACCGGCGGAUGAAGUGGAAGCGCGUGAAAGGCGGCCAGUCGUCGUCGCCCAACGACCUGGAGAACGACGACAUGGACUCGGCCGCCUCGCCCAGCUCCGACUGAGAGGCGGGAGAAAGGGAAGGUGGGAGGAGAGCAGGAACGGGAGCCGGAACGCUGGUCAAGUCUCUCCUCUCUGCAAAGGAAUCCAACAAGUCCAAAGACUUUUUUUUUUUUUUAAUUUUUAUUUUAUUAUUAUUUUUUUUUUAUAAAGUGUUCCCAGGGAAAAGGAGACAGCAGAGUGUGUGCUUUUCCAAUGUACAUAGUUGAUUUAUGUCCAUUAUGAUCUCUGUUUUGUUUGUGAUCCAUCCAUCUUGAGUAUUGUGAGAGAGGCCUCCUGGAUGUGGAAGACUGGAUGUCCAAACCAUGUCAUCACCAUUUUUGUCAUGUGACAACA
Phycodurus eques (leafy seadragon) is the source of this 1336-nucleotide messenger RNA. It is a transcript of the gene meox1, whose product is annotated as mesenchyme homeobox 1. The coding region runs from base 214 to 1005 and encodes 263 amino acids. Gene Ontology annotation, molecular function: DNA-binding transcription factor activity, RNA polymerase II-specific; RNA polymerase II cis-regulatory region sequence-specific DNA binding. Gene Ontology annotation, biological process: positive regulation of transcription by RNA polymerase II. Gene Ontology annotation, cellular component: nucleus. The record is from RefSeq and is a predicted model, not a curated record. NCBI's taxonomy places the organism in Eukaryota, Metazoa, Chordata, Actinopteri, Syngnathiformes, Syngnathidae. The transcript has 3 exons.